Molecule: messenger RNA, 915 nt
Organism: Planococcus citri (citrus mealybug)
Lineage: Eukaryota; Metazoa; Arthropoda; Insecta; Hemiptera; Pseudococcidae
Product: arylalkylamine N-acetyltransferase 1-like
Exons: 4
Coding region: 156-842 (228 amino acids)
Molecular function (GO): N-acetyltransferase activity
Source: RefSeq, a predicted model, not a curated record
UAUGGUUUGACUGUGGUAGAUCUCAUUUAAUAAAUUCGCACUGAGUUCUAGCUACGUCCGACACCAAAAGAGUGAAAAAAAAACGUAAAAUUUUUAAACGUUUGUACCUAGUUGAAAUAUCGCAUUCGAGUGUUGGAAACUACUGAUCUUACAGCAUGGAUGAAAUACCGAAAAAAACGGCUUAUUCUAUUAUUCCUAUUACGAGUAAAGACGUCGAAAAAGUUACGCUUUUCUUAAGGAAAUUUUUCUUUCGCGAUGAACCUCUAAAUGCAGCUGUUGAGUUAUUGGUAGAACCAAAUGCUACGUGUCAAGAACUAGAAGAACACUGUGUUAGUUGCAUUCCUGAAGGCUUGUCAAUAAUGGCUGUUUCACCGAGCGGAUAUCUGUUGGGAGUCUGCUUAAAUGGGUCGUUGACGAGAGACAGCAAUGAAAAUGAUAAUUCUAAAGACCAUAGCAUAGAAGACCGUGCGAAUCCAAAAUUCAAAAAAGUUUUGCAAUUAUUGUCAACUGUGACCAAAUUAUCUGAUGUUUUCGGGCAUUUUCCCACCGCUGAAAAAUUUUUAGAUUUGAAGAUAAUUUCCAUUGAUGAAAGUUGUCGUGGUCAGGGGAUCGCCAAAGCUUUGAUUGAUAAAACUAUUGAAAUUGCAAAAGAACACAAUUUCCCAUUGAUCAAAGUGGAUUGUUCGAGCCAUUAUUCAGCCAAAGCAGUAUCGCGUUUAGGUUUCCAGAGUAUAUUUACUUUGAAAUACGAUGACUAUGUGAAUAGCGAAGGAGAAAAAAUAUUCAUUACAAAACCACCUCACACCUGUGUCGAAACGUUUGUGAUGCCUUUAAGUUCAUGAUAAUUUAUAUUUGGUGUAUCUACCUACUUAUCAUGUUUUAAGAGAUGAUGGAAUAAGAGUGUCGAAUAUGGAG